AGUGAGUUCUGCAGUGACAAACCCAAGUCUGGGGCAAAGUAUGGACUUCCAGAGUCGCUGGCUAUCCUGUCAGAGAUGGGAGAGAUCACAGAGGGAAUGAUGGACACAAAGAUGGUACAUUUCCUCUCACACUAUGCUGACAAGAUUGAGUCUGUCCAUUUUUCAGACCAGUUCUCCGGUCCAAAACUUAUGCAAGAGGAGGGUCAGCCUUUAAAACUGCCCGACACUAAAAGGACACUAUUGUUUACAUUUAAUGUUCCUGGUUCAGGCAACACUUCCCCAAAGGAUAUGGAGGCUUUGCUGCCUUUGAUGAACAUGGUUAUUUAUUCUAUUGACAAAGCAAAAAAGUUCCGUCUAAACAGAGAAGGUAAACAAAAAGCUGAUAAGAACAGGGCCAGAGUAGAAGAGAACUUCCUUAAAUUGACUCAUGUGCAAAGGCAGGAGGCUGCCCAGUCCCGCCGGGAAGAGAAGAAACGGGCAGAGAAGGAGCGAAUUAUGAAUGAGGAAGAUCCGGAGAAACAGCGCCGGCUAGAGGAAGCUGCUUUGCGACGUGAGCAGAAAAAACUUGAAAAGAAGCAGAUGAAGAUGAAGCAAAUAAAAGUGAAAGCCAUGUGAAACCAUUGUGGGACACUCGAUCUCAGUUCCCUGUGUAGACUUUUAAUUCACAGGGUACAAAGAACAGUUAAUUUCAUAACCUUACACGUCUUCAAACACUAUUGGCCAUUAAAAGAAAUGCUCUUUGCAUCCACCUUACUUAGCAAUUAAUUUGGGUAUUACAGCAACGUACAGAUAUGUAUAGAGGGUGUUUUGUCUCUACAGCUUUCUUCCAGAUGGUUGGUUGGAUUAUUUUGCUACUUCUGAUGCUUUAAAAAACUCAAAAAACUUGCAACAUCCCUUGAACUCCUUUUGUGAUUUUUAAAACAAAAAAAAGAUUAUAAAACUUUUAAUCUUUACGAGUAACUUUACAUCAGUGCUUUGAUUUUAGAUUUUUAAUGUUACAGGUAAUUUUUUUCACUUAAUUUAGGGGGAGGAAAAUAGCCCUCUCCCAUGUUAGUAAAAUUGCACGAUAAAUACUGGUGUGUUUCUAUAUCUGCAUCAAGCUUGUAAAGGUGCAAAACCUAGAGCUUGCCAUAUAUAGUAUGGAUAUUUCAGGGAUUUAAAACCAGUAUAGUUUAGAAAGAUAACUUUUAAACACAGGGCACUGAAACAGUAUUGCACAAUCUAUGCUAUGGUUGGCAUAAAGAUAAAAGCUGUAGAUUGGUUAGAUAUCAGGGAAUGGCAUACAUGAGCACUGUUUCUUAUCUGUAGUUGUGAAUGUUGAAAGCAUAAUACAAUGUGAAUUCUGUACUUUGUUUCUUCUUCAGAAGCGAAUGCAUGGUGAGUUGGCAACUUCCUCUAGGUUUGAAUACUCUUAGUGUACGAAGUUGCCUCUUAAAUAUUUUCCUCAUUUUGAUGGCAGGUGCUGCCUAUUUAAUGUUCAGCAAGAGGCUAGAUUUGCAAUUAAAUAUCUGUGCAACUUCUCUUUUCCCUAAGCAAGGAAAAAAAAUUUUAGAGGUUAUAUAGCUUUUUUGAUCUGUUGAAAUAGUUAUUUAUUUCAGGAUUUUAAGCUUCAGGUUGGGGGAGAGAUGCAUGUGGAGUUAAGGGGGAAGAAAUGGACACAACUGUACAAGCACACUGCUGCAUUUCAUAGAUGCUUCCUACCUAGAAAGCAUUUUGGUUUUUUUGUAACCUACUUUAUGCAGUUGUUUUUCUGGGCAAAUAAUCUGGGUGUCUUUCUCUCGCAUUUUCUUAUGUGAUGCUUUGAGUAUAUAAUUUUAUUCUGAGGCAAUAACAAUGAGCUGCCGUUGAAACAGCAUAUGCUAAAAGCCUUUGUUAGCGCAUGAGACAUUUUACAGAUUUGAAUGCAAAAAUCUGUAAUUGUGAUAGACAUACAAAUAUAAUCAUUUUAUAACAGCUGGUGAAAAGUAAUUUAAAGCCAAAAAUAGCAUAAAAUUAUGUGUAAUUUUACUCUUUUAGCUCUAUUUCGCUUGAGAGGGUGCAAGUCGUACAGCUUCACAAAGUUCUUUUUAAAGAAAGUAUUAAUUUGUGCUCUUUUGAGUAAAUAGUUCCAUACACUUUUGGGCCAUGGCAGCUAUUUUUGUAAUAUGAACAUUCAUACGAUCGAUCUAUGAAAAGAGUAAAAUAUAACUGAAACAUUC
Molecule: messenger RNA, 2198 nt
Organism: Chelonoidis abingdonii (Abingdon island giant tortoise)
Lineage: Eukaryota; Metazoa; Chordata; Testudines; Testudinidae
Source: RefSeq, a predicted model, not a curated record